UCAUUUCCUGCUGUUUGGCUGUUAGUGUGUGUAUUUACACUGCAUGUAAUGAAUGUUCCUCUGAUUCUUUCAGAGGCCAAAAUAACAUGUCUUGUUUUUCCAAUGACAGAUUCCAGCCCAGUCUCUCAUGUUUUAAAAAUAUAUAUUUUAGAUUAAAUAGUCUACAGUUGUUUUGUUUUUUAUUGUAGGUUAUCGUGGUAUGGUGUAUGCAGAUUUGAUGAGUUCAGUAACCUCUUCUAGUCCAAUUAUAGAUUAUUAUAGAUAUUACGUAACCGUUGACAAUGGGGGACCGUGACUGCAAAGCAGCUCUAGCAGUCGAUAGGUCCAUCGGCAAGUUUAUAGACACGAACGCGCACGCACGCACUCAUCACACCACUCGCCUGUCGCUGAGCCCAGCCAGCGUAACAAGCUAACUCCGAUGUCUUCAGACCAACCGACGAUGAUCCGUUUCCCAGCGACCGCCUUGUCAGAGGCCCGCAUUUCCCCGCUGUGUCCGUGAGUCGUGAGCAUGCCAUCGACCCGGUCUUCAUCUUCCAGCUCGAUAGACACCCUUGUAGCACCAGGAUGUAUUUUAACCGGAGAUCGAAGAAAAUCCACAGCGAGGGAGCCUCGCCUCUCUCCCAUCAAUCGAACGGUGCAGGACCCUCUUGUUCGUCUACCGGCUACCGCAAGGCAGACGAUGAGAUGUCCGGAACUACUUCGCAGGCUGAUCCCAUAGAUGCUUCGGCGCGGAUGGUCCUGCUCAACCGGCCACAGACCACCAAAUUCUGUGACAACCAUGUCAGUACCACUAAGUACGGGGUGCUCACCUUCCUGCCCCGCUUCCUGUACGAGCAGAUCCGUCGCGCCGCCAACGCCUUCUUCCUGUUCAUCGCCCUGAUGCAGCAAAUUCCGGAUGUGUCACCGACGGGUCGCUACACCACCCUGGUGCCACUCAUCUUCAUCCUCACGGUGGCUGGGAUCAAGGAGAUCAUCGAGGACUACAAAAGACAUAAGGCAGACAACACCGUGAACAACAAGAAGACCACAGUUCUCCGGAGCGGAGCGUGGCAGACCAUCAUAUGGAAACAGGUGGCAGUAGGAGACAUAGUGAAGGUGACCAAUGGGCAGCACCUUCCGGCUGACAUGGUCAUAGUGUCCUCCAGUGAGCCUCAGGCCAUGUGCUACACAGAGACCUCCAACCUAGACGGAGAGACCAACCUGAAAAUCCGACAGGGUCUCUCGCUCACGGCCAGCCUGCAGUCCCUGGAGGAGCUGCUGAGUCUGUCUGGUCGUCUGGAGUGUGAGGGGCCCAACAGACACCUGUACGACUUCACAGGGACGCUACGCCUGGAGAACCACAUCGCGGUUCCCCUCGGUCCAGACCAAGUGUUGCUUCGUGGCGCCCAGCUCAGGAACACGCAGUGGGUGGUGGGAAUCAUAGUCUACACAGGGCAUGACUCCAAACUGAUGCAGAACUCGACCAAGGCACCUCUGAAACGCUCCAAUGUGGAGAGAGUGACAAACAUGCAGAUCCUGGUGCUGUUUUGCAUCCUCCUGGUGAUGGCGCUAGUGAGCUCAAUAGGUGCUGCCAUCUGGAACAAGCAACACACCGAGGAAGCCUGCUGGUACCUGUCUCGUAAAGGUGACAUCUCCACUAACUUCAUGUACAACCUGUUGACGUUUAUCAUCCUCUACAACAACCUGAUCCCCAUCAGCCUGCUGGUCACUCUGGAGGUGGUCAAGUUCACACAAGCCCUCUUCAUCAACUGGGAUGAGGAGAUGUACUACUCAGAGACGGACACGCCCGCCGUGGCUCGGACGUCCAAUCUGAACGAAGAACUGGGCCAGGUGAAGUAUCUGUUUUCUGACAAGACAGGGACUCUCACCUGUAACAUCAUGCACUUCAAGAAGUGUACCAUAGCUGGAAUCACAUACGGGCAUUUCCCUGAUCUGGACUGUGAUCGCUCCAUGGAAGACUUCAGUCACCUCCCACCCAGCACCAAAGACUCCACAGAGUUUGACGACCCCACACUCGUCCAGAACAUCGAGAACCACCCCACGUCUGCUCAGAUCUGUGAGUUCCUCACCAUGAUGGCGGUGUGUCACACUGUGGUCCCGGAGAGAGACGCAGACCAGCUCAUCUACCAGGCCUCCUCGCCAGACGAGGGGGCGUUGGUGAAAGGAGCCAAAGGUCUUGGCUUUGUUUUCACUGCUAGAACCCCACACUCUGUCAUCAUUAAUGCUAGAGGAAAGGACCUGACUUUUGAGCUUUUGAAUGUGCUGGAGUUUUCAAGCAACCGCAAACGCAUGUCUGUGGUGGUCCGAACCGCCAGUGGGAAACUGCGUCUGUACUGCAAGGGAGCGGAUAACGUGAUCUUCGAGCGUCUGACAGAGGCGUCCCAGUACAAGGAGCUGACCAUCGCUCACCUGGAGCAGUUUGCCACCGAGGGUCUCAGGACUCUGUGCUUCGCCUACGUGGACCUGGAGGAGACAGCGUACCAGGAGUGGCUGAAGGAACACACCCGCAUCAGCACCGUGCUCAAAGACCGCGCCCAGAAACUGGAGGAGUGCUACGAACUACUGGAGCAGAACCUGCUGUUGUUGGGAGCCACUGCCAUAGAGGACCGUCUCCAGGCGGGGGUUCCAGAGACCAUCGCUACUCUGAUGAGGGCCGACAUCAAGAUCUGGGUCCUCACAGGAGACAAGCAGGAGACGGCCAUCAACAUCGGUUACUCCUGUCGCCUGGUGACACAUGGCAUGUCCCUCAUCAUCGUCAACGAAGACUCACUGGACGCGACGCGUGCCGCCCUGACGGCCCACUGCACCUCCCUGGGAGAGUCUCUGGGGAAGGAGAACGAGCUGGCGCUCAUCAUAGACGGACAGACGCUGAAGUACGCUCUCUCCUUCGAGCUCCGACAGGCUUUUCUGGACCUGGCGCUCUCCUGCAAGGCUGUGAUCUGCUGCCGAGUGUCCCCCCUCCAGAAGUCUGAGAUCGUGGACAUGGUGAAGAAGCACGUGAAGGCCAUCACCCUGGCCAUCGGGGACGGGGCCAACGACGUGGGCAUGAUCCAGACCGCCCACGUGGGAGUGGGCAUCAGCGGCAACGAAGGCAUGCAGGCCACUAACUCCUCCGACUACUCCAUAGCACAGUUCUCCUACCUGGAGAAGCUGCUCCUGGUCCACGGGGCGUGGAGCUACAACCGUGUCACCAAGUGCAUCCUGUACUGCUUCUACAAGAACGUGGUGCUCUACAUCAUCGAGCUCUGGUUCGCCUUUGUGAAUGGCUUCUCGGGGCAGAUCCUGUUUGAGCGCUGGUGCAUAGGCCUCUACAACGUGAUCUUCACGGCGCUCCCUCCCUUCACUCUGGGUAUCUUCGACCGGCCGUGCAGUCAGCAGAACAUGCUGCGCUUCCCCCAGCUGUACCGCAUCACACAGAAUGCAGAGGGCUUCAAUACCAAGGUGUUUUGGGGUCACUGUAUCAAUGCUUUAAUCCACUCAAUAAUACUUUUCUGGUUUCCACUCAAAGCUUUGGAGCACGAUUCAGCGUUCAGUAACGGCCAUGGGAAUGACUACCUGUUUGUGGGGAACAUGGUCUACACAUAUGUUGUAGUAACAGUGUGCUUGAAAGCGGGUAUGGAGACCACUGCCUGGACCAAGUUCUCCCACCUAGCAGUGUGGGGCAGCAUGGUGCUCUGGAUGGUCUUCUUUGCUGUCUACUCUGCCAUCUGGCCCUCCAUACCCAUCGCCCCCGACAUGCUUGGACAGGCUGGGAGAGUCAUGCAGUGCUGGCACUUCUGGCUGGGUCUGGUCCUGGUGCCGGCAGCUUGUCUACUCAAAGACUUUGCGUGGAACGCGGGCCGUCGCACGGUGAGGAAGUCCCUCCUGGAGGAGGUGCAGGAGCUGGAGGCGCGGGCCGUGGACCCGGGGGCUGCUGUCCUCCGAGAUGCCAGCGGCCGCAGGUACGCACACCGCAAAGCAUCGUGGGAUUGCACCUCUACUCGUAGGCAGGGUCGUUAGUCAUCACGGAUUGUGGGAUUUUAACAUUGAUGACUCUAAUUCAGUCCAACAAUAUCAUAUUAAUAGGAGUAUUAUAGAUACUCAACCUUUGAAAAGUUAAAAUGGGAAGUGUAAUUUCAGCCAUGUUUAGUUUAGCCAUUAGUUCCUAGUUUUCACUUUUAAGCUAUAUGAGUGUUAAAGGAGAGAGAUGAUGUCAUAACUGUUCUAACUUCCUGGUGUCCCUUGGUUAAACCUUCCGCAGGCCCAAAGCUAAAGCUGAGGUCCCAUAGAGCCUGUGGGCUCAGGGCACAGACAAACACAGGUAGCGCCUGGGUUUGAGCUGACCGCCCCUGUCUUCGUGACCUAUGACCUUUGGCCUCACGACCUGAGGGCUUUUCUAUCUAGCUUCCUCACUGCAUCCCCCUCUCUCUCCCUGACUCACCACGGCUCUCAUUAGCAUCUCAUCACAAACAUCUCUUUCUCUCUCCUUCUCUCCAUCUUUUGUUCCUCUCCUCUCAGCAAGUGGACAAACUUGCACUGCUGUAAGGACUCGGUGUGUUGACUGUGUGUUCUCUAGCUCGUGACUGUAAGGUAGAGAGAGAGAGAGAGUAGCGCUGUGUGUGCAUGUGUGUGUUUCUGUUGUGUUUUGUUUCAUGUCAUCAGAUUAGAGCCAUCUUUAUUCAAAUUGGAGAGUGCAAGGCAAGAUUCUGGAAAUCCAGCACAGGUGGUCUUCAGUCAGUCAGAAAGACAGGGUUGAGGGCCAGCUCCCAGGUCUGGAACACGGAAAUAAGGUUUAGUUUUGUGGACAGGGA
Molecule: messenger RNA, 4790 nt
Organism: Hypomesus transpacificus
Lineage: Eukaryota; Metazoa; Chordata; Actinopteri; Osmeriformes; Osmeridae
Gene: atp8a2
Product: ATPase phospholipid transporting 8A2
Exons: 35
Coding region: 565-3999 (1144 amino acids)
Biological process (GO): phospholipid translocation; neuron development
Cellular component (GO): plasma membrane
Molecular function (GO): ATP hydrolysis activity; ATP binding; ATPase-coupled intramembrane lipid carrier activity
Source: RefSeq, a predicted model, not a curated record